This is a messenger RNA of Penicillium macrosclerotiorum, 2442 nucleotides long. RefSeq lists its product as uncharacterized. The transcript has 6 exons. Gene Ontology annotation, molecular function: DNA-binding transcription factor activity, RNA polymerase II-specific; zinc ion binding; RNA polymerase II cis-regulatory region sequence-specific DNA binding. Gene Ontology annotation, cellular component: chromatin. The record is from RefSeq and is a predicted model, not a curated record. Gene Ontology annotation, biological process: DNA-templated transcription; regulation of transcription by RNA polymerase II. Lineage: Eukaryota; Fungi; Ascomycota; Eurotiomycetes; Eurotiales; Aspergillaceae. The coding region runs from base 1 to 2442 and encodes 813 amino acids.
AUGCCAUCCCCAUCCCCCCAGAAACCUGGCCGUGCGACGAAGGCACGGAUCUGUACCCAUUGUGGCCGGGCCUUUCGACGGACGGAGCACUUGGAGCGCCAUGUUCGAACCCAUACUAAAGAGAAGCCAUUCAUAUGCUUCUGUGGGGCAGCUUUCACCAGGCGCGAUCUAUUAAAGCGUCACACCCGCAUAUCUCAUCAAGAUGGCAUCGGGUCGCCAGAUUCCAAAGCGCCGAUGGGGAAGCCCAGUCUCGAAGCCCCCAACGUAGCACCUACAGCCCUUGCGCCGCAAUAUGAUACAUCGACUCGCGCAGUCGUACCGAUUGCGGGCCCUUCUGAUGUACACCAAUGGGCUGGCUCCCAGACUGAUCAUGUAUCAUAUCUACCUCAGAGUCAAGCUGGGGGGAUGAUGCCUGCAGGAGGACCUAAUCCCAAUCCGGCUUCGGAUGGACAUCCAGCUAUGCACGAUCCCGCCAUGCUUCAAGCUGCUCAGUUGCUUAUUCCAGCAGACUAUCAAACUGCCUCACUACCUUAUUUACCAGAAGAUCUGAAUCACUUUCAAGAGUUCACUCACUUUCUUGAUUCGAUUGGACUACCAGCAGAGUGGCUUCCGAGCGAUGGCGAAGCGAACCAGAUGCAGGAAAUUGCCCUAGAAGAUGUUCCUAAGGCCUGCCAAUCAACGCUGGAACAAUCAAGGCCUCGACGUAGCUUGAGAGAGGGGUCGCGAGGGGACUCACCCUUCCGCUCAUGGUUACCAUCAGUGCCACGGGGGGACCAGAGUCUAGGGACAUUGUCUGAUUCAGAACCUCCGCAGGCUUCAAAAUCUUCAAGAUUCAAUGUCUCGGAAGAUCAGCGCUUCAGACUCGCUGCUGCUCUUGAAAGCUUCCGCAAUGUCAUUCCUGACUUUAGCCUUCCAUCUCGUCAUACAUUGACCCGAUAUCUUACAUCAUAUUUUGAAGGCUUUCAUCCCCAUAUCCCAUUUAUUCACAUCCCGACAUUCCGCUUCAAUGAGUGUUCUCCAGAGCUUAUAUUAGCAAUCAUGACCAUUGGAGCACAAUACCGGUUCGAACACCAUAACGCAGAAAGAAUAUUUCAUGUCUCAAAAGCGGUCUUGUAUGAGCGGAUGUCUAGAGAAUCGCGUAUGGCCUCGUCAGCUGGAUAUUCUGUUCCCCCAGGGGUUUCGUCAUAUCCUGGGGAUACUCAAGUUACGACCGGAACUGCGACUAGCUCAUCAAGGCAAAUGGAUGUCAUUCGGUGUCUUCUUGUGCUUAUGAGCUAUGCCACUUGGGAGCGAGCUGGGCUUGUCCAGGAAGCCUUCCAAUUGCAAAUUCAAUUAGUCCAACAUCUACGCGAAGCUGGACUUUCGGAGUCAUACCCAGAUUCACGUGUCGCCUCGCAAGAUUGGUAUGAGUGGGCAGACCAAGAGUCUAUUCGACGGACAAAACUCAUAUCUUUCUGCUUUAUCCAUAUUCACAGUGUUGCAUAUAACGCCUAUCCAUCCCUCCGGAGCAAUGAAAUUCAUAUGCGGCUGCCAUGCUCAACAAAAGAAUGGACCGCAAAUAAUGCAAUUGAAUGGGAGGUCGCCCAACGUGAUAGGGGACCUCAGCAAUUAUUAUUCCAAGAUGCUUUAACUCUUCUACUUCAAAAGUCCCGUUCUGCAGUACCCCUAGAGCCCAUUCCUUCCCCUCUAGGGAACUACAUGCUACUCCACGGUUUACUACAACGAAUUCACAUUGUCAGUGAGCUCUCAUUACCAAAUGGGAACCACUCCACUAGUCUCCCAACUGAAGAACUCAAUAAGAUUGAGCGAGCUCUUCGUUCAUGGACUUCUGUCUGGCAGCAAGCCCCAGAAUCAAGCCUCGAUCCACAAAAUGCCAAUGGCCCGAUCCCAUUCACAUCAAGCGCCCUUCUCGGGCUUGCCUACGUACGAUUAUCCCUCAAUCUUGGACCAUACCGACGACUUGAAACUCGGGAUCCUACAACCAUCGCUAAAACCCUGUGCCGAUCACCUAAACCGGAACGAAGCUAUCGUCUCAUUCCAGCUCUCAUAUAUUCUGCUCACGCUCUCAGCAUUCCUGUUCGUCUUGGCAUCGAUCACAUUGCCAUGAGUCAGGCUUUCUUCUGGAGUGUUCGGCACUCACUUGCAAGUCUUGAAUGUGCCGUAUUGCUGAGCAAAUGGCUGUUCACUCUUGCAGAGGCGGCACCAGAUCAGGCUCUCAGUGAAAAUGAGAGUCGUAUUCUUCGUUGGACGCAAUGCAUUGUCGAAGAAGCCUAUUCAUCCAUCGAUCUGGAAGAUGAAUCCGAGGCACCACGGAACCUGGAGCCAUCAACUCUGGGGAUGGCGGUUCUCAGGUUAUGGGCAAGACUCUUCCGUCGAAACACGCAAUGGCCUUUUAUCAAUAUCCUGGGGCAAAGCUUGGAACAGUACAUGGCUAUGAUAUAA